Molecule: messenger RNA, 359 nt
Organism: Lolium rigidum
Lineage: Eukaryota; Viridiplantae; Streptophyta; Magnoliopsida; Poales; Poaceae
Exons: 4
Coding region: 21-359 (112 amino acids)
Source: RefSeq, a predicted model, not a curated record
UUUAUGCAGCAACUUCUAAUAUGCACUCUUUGUUAGGUGUUCCUGAUUUCUUGCAUUUGUACUUGAAAUUGCACUAUUUCGUCGUUGUCUUCACGGAGGAUAGGGUUUGUGAGAUAUCGAGACUGAGGAGAGUCGGGUAUAGGAAGGGAGAGGGAGAACAUGUCAUGACCUGCAAGUUUGGUGUCUUCUACUUUUGCUUAAGAGGGUUUCCUAUCGUCCGUUGUUCAGAGAAGGAUUUAUGUGGAUGUCUCUCCCAACCAAUUGCAAAAACGGGGUCUACCUUCCUAGAGCCAGUCCAUAAAGGCCAAGGGAAUUGUGACUCUAGGUUACAGUUACCAAGUCGAAAAAGUCAUUUCUGA